Messenger RNA from Periconia digitata, 1066 nucleotides. The record is from the annotation of a GenBank genome assembly. NCBI's taxonomy places the organism in Eukaryota, Fungi, Ascomycota, Dothideomycetes, Pleosporales, Periconiaceae.
AUACGUCAUGGAGGAAGCAAUUCAGAGUGUGCGCAUUGCUUUGCUCACAGAGCAAAUGGCUGUACAAAGGAAGCUCGAAUUAGAACAAGAGGAGGAGAAUGUCUACAAGGCAAUCUCGAUCUUGCAAAACCGCUUGCACAAGAUUCAUCAAACUCGCUCACGAAUCCCAGAAAGCCAUGUAAUGACAGGGACCCUUAAACAAGCUGCUGCUGCACACAGUCGUCAACUUUACUACGAGUGGAGUCGAAAUUACCAUUGGAAACUGCCGCGAGAAUUGCGAGACAGCAUAUACAGAUACGUGACCGCAGACAAACGCACAUAUGUGCACAAAUACUCAAUUUCGUUCAAUGCCUGGGGUGUGAGAAACCAAGAGAGCUAUACCGACUAUAUACAAGGGAGAUUCGAAGCAUGGUUCCGCAAACCAAAAAUCGACUUACUAUUAGACACGUCAAAAGGGAACAGGCAGGUCAUCCAAGAGCUCACAGAAGCACAUAUACAAAGAAUUCGCUUCCGGCUCGAAGGCAAUGCACGCAGCGACGACAAGAAGAUCGGCUGCGAGGAGCUCAUUCCCGCUCUGUUUUCCGUUAAGCCGUUUGGCAUCAACGUAGACCUUUUCGCCAACAUGCAACAAUUGAUCAUUGAGUUCGAUGUUCACUACGACGCAGGAUCGUCGGUCUUGAAUAAAGAAUGUCUGCAUCUUCUACAGAAUCUCCGCUGCAAAACCGCCAUAACCAUUUACAUUACACGUUUUGGAAUGACGAACGCACCUCAAGAUGCCUUCCUUAUUCUGGAUCAUUUGUCGGAUUGGUACUUUUACAUGAAAGGACUGGGAUUCGAGAUUCGUAUCAAGAUGCCAUUGAAUAGGCGCGGCGCAAUGUACGAAGGGGAUGAAACGGUGGAACUCCAUCGGUUUUUGGGUGACGAUAUUGGAUAUUACGAGAGUUGGAAAGCGACAUGGCCGAAACAACAGCAGAAGUCAAAGACUGCGAAAAUAUUUUUCGAACAAUUGCUGAAAUUACAGCGUGAGAUGGGGCCUACACUGGGAACGGGAAAGGUGGUAUUGUAA